This is a messenger RNA of Histoplasma capsulatum G186AR, 462 nucleotides long. RefSeq lists its product as uncharacterized. The record is from RefSeq and is a predicted model, not a curated record. The coding region runs from base 1 to 462 and encodes 153 amino acids. Lineage: Eukaryota; Fungi; Ascomycota; Eurotiomycetes; Onygenales; Ajellomycetaceae. The transcript is spliced from 2 exons.
AUGGGCUAUUCUUGCGGCACAAAACAGCUCGAACAGUACCAGGAUGAAACGGGGCUCUGCUCCGGGCAGAGGGAAGCUGGACCGCUUGAGCAAGUGGCAAUUGGCUUGCACCGGAAUAUUGCUCCAACGGUGAUGGGCUUGGGAAUAGGUGUGCUCCCUUGCCUUCGAUCGGCCAAACAACACACUGCUGCUGCUGCCAGUGCAAGCGCAACAGGCACUGGACGGAAUUGGUAUCCUUCUCCGAAUAGGAAGUUAGUUCUAUCCCAGCUGGAGUUCGCGCGCUUGACGAAAUUAAGCAAUGGUAGGUAUUUUGGCCGAUAUCGUCCUGGCCGCCGUCGUUGUGGUAGGUCCGGCUGCUGGAGGUUGGAGACCAGAGCUGUUGCUGUGUGGGUUGACGGCGAUGUUGUUGGCGAUACACACAAAGCCCGAUUAGGAAAGGCAGGUUCAUGGCGGCUGAAAUAA